AUGACAUUCCGUUUGGCGUCCGCCCACCGAGUAUUCACCUACUCCUUUUCCCAUCCUUAUUCCAGACCCCACCCACAAAUAACUGUAAAGACAGCAGAGGAAAAUAGCAAAAAGGAAGAACAUCGAACAAACUUUUCUAUUUUCUACCAUGCUCCCAAAUGUCUUCGUUAUUAUUCACCCCAGUCCCCACACUUUCUCUCUAGUUCACUCUUGAACGGUUUUUUUUUUUUUUGUCUUUCUUUUUCUUAUAAGUUUCCUUCUUUAUUUUUCUCAUUUUCUCUUUCAAACCCUACUGACCAGCACAUCUCUCGGACAGCCGUCUAUCUUUUCCUCUGUCCAUCCAACCAUCUAUCUAUAUGUCCAUUCAGGCGUUGCUUUACUCUUCGCUUUUUCAAUGCAUUUUCAUUCUUUCUUUCUUUCUUUCUUUCUUUCUUUCUUUCUUUCCUUCGUUCGUUCGUUCUUUCUUUCUUUCUUUCUUUGUCUUUUCUUUCUUUCGUUCGUUUUGUCUUUCUUUCUUUCUUUCUUUCUUUCUUUCUUUCUUUCGUUCGUUCGUUCUUUCAUUCAUUAUUUCUUUCGUUCGGUCGGUCGUUCGUUUUUCUGUCCUUUCUUUUUUUCUUUCUUUCUUUUUUUCUUUCAUUCUUUCUUUCUUUCUUUCUUUCUUUCUUUCUUUCUUUCUUUCGGGAUGUAUUUUUUUCUUUCUUUCUUUCUUUCUUUCUUUCAUUUUACUACAUAUACUUUUUUCUUUCUCCCCUGCUAUCCCUUUACACUUUCUGUUCCUCUGUCCAGGCGGCUCGUCCCAGUGCAUCCAUCCUUACCCCAGAAAAGCCCCACCGUAACCCAAACGCCAUGGCCACUACCAUCAGCGACGCCAAUGCUGCCAGCAACGACGUCUCGUCCGUGGUGGCGUCAUACCGUCACCAACAUCACCAUGGCUACCCCGAUGCCGCUUCACAUCUCUUCCCCCCGUUCGCCGUCCCAUUACCGCCACUUCUCGCAUGUCCAGCGCCGCUGAUGCUACCGAUGUCUCUUCCCUGCCUACUCGAUUACUUUUACUUUCACUUUCAUUUUCGUGAUCGUUUUUAUUUCCUCCUUUUGUUCGUCCAUCCGUCCCCCUUCUCCCAUUUUGCUUCAGCCUUUUGCAACUUUUUUUUUUCCUGGGACCGGGAUGUAGAACCAGGAGCAACUGUCUUUUCUCAUCAUCCUAAAUGA
Molecule: messenger RNA, 1209 nt
Organism: Acanthosepion pharaonis
Lineage: Eukaryota; Metazoa; Mollusca; Cephalopoda; Sepiida; Sepiidae
Source: the annotation of a GenBank genome assembly